AUGGAGUUUGCACAUCUCACUGCUUUAUCUCUCUUUUGUUUGGCUUUCGUGGGAAUCACUGCGACAUCACCAGGAGAGGAUUAUUGGCAAUCCAUUUGGCCAAACACUCCAUUGCCAAAGACCUUCUCUGAUCUGUUGAUUCCUAAUGGAAAAACUAAUAGUCUACCCAUCAAAACUGAAGAAUUGAACCAAUACUCGACGCUCUUUUUCGAACACGACCUUCACCCUGGGAAAACCUUUCACUUGGGUAACACUCAUCCGGUAGGAAAUGUAAUUCGACCAUUCACACAAUCAAAACAAGGUAUAACAGAUUCCAUAUGGCUGGCAAAUAAAGAUGAACAAAGUCUUGAGGACUUUUGUUAUAGUCCAACUGCUAUAGCAGAAAACAAACAUUGCGUAUCAACCUUGAAAGCAAUGAUUGACCAAGUCAUUUCACAUUUUGGAACGACAAAGAUUAAGGCAAUUUCAAGUAACUUUGCUCAAGAUCAAAACCAAUAUGUGGUGGAAGAAGUGAGAAAAGUUGGAGAAAAUGCAGUGAUGUGUCAUAGAUUGAAUUUUAAAAAUGUAGUAUUCAAUUGCCACCAAGUAAAGAAAACAACUGCUUAUGUGGUCUCAUUGGUAGGCCAAGAUGGAACUAAAACUAACGCUUUAACAGUCUGUCACCAUGACACUAGAGGUAUGAAUGCUGAGUUGCUUUAUGAAGCACUAGAAGUUACUCCUGGAAGUGUCCCUGUAUGCCAUUUCAUUGGCAAUAAAGCUGCUGCUUGGGUGCCAAAUCAUACCGUGGAUAAUCGAUGUUAA
Molecule: messenger RNA, 801 nt
Organism: Lathyrus sativus (Indian pea)
Lineage: Eukaryota; Viridiplantae; Streptophyta; Magnoliopsida; Fabales; Fabaceae
Source: the annotation of a GenBank genome assembly